AUGGCGUUCACACCAUUCUUCCAACGACCUUCACUGGUCUAUGGUUCUGCCAUCGCACUCCGCGCCAUCCUCCUCAUCUAUGGCGCAUGGCAAGACGCCCACUCAGCCGUCAAAUACACCGACAUCGACUACAUGGUGUUCACGGACGCCGCGCGGUAUGUCGCGCAUGGUGCGUCGCCGUACGCGCGAGACACGUACCGCUACACGCCGUUACUCGCGUGGCUGUUAACCCCUACCUCCUGGACUUCCGCCGGAGGUGCUUUCUUCCUCUUCGGGAAGGUUCUGUUCGCGCUCUCCGAUGUGUUAGCGGGUUGGUUAAUCGUUAAAUCCCUGACCUCGGCGGCGUAUGGGAUGGAUGUGGUGCGAGCGCGCAAGUACGCGGCCGUGUGGUUGCUGAAUCCCAUGGUCGCGAAUAUCAGUACCCGGGGCAGCUCGGAGGGGUUGCUUUGCGUGUUGGUUGUUGCGUUGUUGUGGGCUGUUCUUAGGGGGAGGGUUACCCUGGCGGGGGUGUUGUUGGGUCUGAGUGUGCAUUUUAAGAUUUAUCCGUUUGUGUAUGGUGCCGCGGUGGUUUGGUGGUUGGAUGGGGAGAGGGAGGUCGCUCUUAGGAAUGCAGUGGAUGGGGAGAAGGCGAAGGCGAAGGCCAAGACCUCGUCUCAGUCUACUGCUUCUGUGAAAAAGAACCAGGAGGAGGAGGAGGACAUCCUCUCACAAAUCUCCUCCUUCCUCACCCCCUCCCGUCUCCAUUUGACUCUCACCGCGCUGGCCACCUUCUCGGCCCUCAACCUCUCCAUGUAUAUCAUCUAUGGAUAUCCGUUCCUGCAUCAUACCUACCUGCACCAUGUCACGCGGAUCGACCAUCGACAUAAUUUCUCGCCCUAUAGUACGCUGCUGUACCUGUCUGCGUCUGCUAUGGGAGCACCACCAGGAGCACCACCCGGUACAGGAAUAGGGUCAGGGGCGGAGGCAGAGAUCGUGCACGGCUCGUUCGAAUCCCUCGCGUUCAUUCCGCAGUUGUUUCUCUCCGUUGUGGCUAUUCCGCUCGUCUUGGGGAAGAGGAGUUUACCGGGGACGAUGCUCGCGCAGACGUUUGCGUUCGUGACGUUUAAUAAGUACUUCCUAUGGUACCUUGUCUUCCUCCCCUUCUACCUACCAGAGUCAUCUCUUCUCCAAAAACCAAAACUCGGUCUUGUAGCUGCUGCGUUGUGGGUUCUUGCUCAGGCCCUCUGGCUCUACCAAGGCUACCUCCUCGAAUUCAUCGGGCUAUCGAGCUUCGUCUCGGGCCUGUAUCUCGCGGGGCUAGGGUUCUUCGCGGUGAAUGUUUGGUUGUUGGGGAUUAUUGUGGGGGAUGUUGGUGCUGUUUGCUAG
This is a messenger RNA of Aspergillus affinis, 1365 nucleotides long. RefSeq names its product glycosylphosphatidylinositol-alpha 1,4 mannosyltransferase I. Gene Ontology annotation, cellular component: membrane; glycosylphosphatidylinositol-mannosyltransferase I complex. The transcript has 3 exons. Gene Ontology annotation, biological process: GPI anchor biosynthetic process. The record is from RefSeq and is a predicted model, not a curated record. Bases 1 to 1365 code for a protein of 454 amino acids. Gene Ontology annotation, molecular function: GPI mannosyltransferase activity; alpha-1,4-mannosyltransferase activity. NCBI's taxonomy places the organism in Eukaryota, Fungi, Ascomycota, Eurotiomycetes, Eurotiales, Aspergillaceae.